AUGGUCAAAACACUCCCUUUUGCUGAUAUCCAUGUUCCAUCUCCCGGCUUCGGGGCUAUGGGUCUGAGUUUCGGGUUGGGCUCAAACCUCAGCUUGGAAGAGGCAGAGCCCGUGCUGCUGAAGGCCAUCGAGCUGGGAUGUACAUUCUGGGAUACCGCUUUAACACCAACACCAGUCGCCUCUAAGUGUGGCUUCGAUGUCUUUGGCAAGGGCGGCGUCACCAACUCUGCUACCCAUAUUAAGGAGUACAUCGAGGGAACCAUUAAACGCCUUGAUUUCACGCCUGAUCUCUACUAUCUCCACCGGAUUGACCCUAAUACGCCCCUCGAAGAGUCAAUCCCGGCCCUGGAUGAGAUCCGCAAGGCCGGAAAGACCAAGUACAUUGGCCUCUCUGAAUGCUCAGCUGCGACCCUGCGAAAGGCGAACUCAAGUAUGCACCCCUCAAACGUCCCACCUUGGCUUCUUGGUGCUGACUGGUUUGUGAUAGUCGCCAGAAUCGACGCCAUACAAGCUGAAUACUCCACCUUCGAAACCAUCCAUGAAACAGACGGUCUUAUCGACACAGCAAAGGAGCUAGGCAUCGCCUACAUUGCCUACAGUCCGCUAGGCCACGGCUGGCUCGUCGAUAACUUCGACUACAAGACACCUGACGAUUUUGCGCCGGAUGAUUUCCGACGGAGGAGCCCCAAGUUUCAAGGCGAGAACUUCUACAAAAACCGUGCCAUAGUCGAGGAGACCAAGAAGCUUGCGCUGAAGAAGGGUGUCUCGAUCUCGCAGAUUGCGCUUGCUUGGGUCGCCGCGCAGGGGAUGAUUGCAAUUCCGGGGACGACCAAGGCGAAGCGUUUAGAAGAGAACUGGGCCUCCAGGGAGAUUGAGUUUAGUGGGGAAGAGUGGAAGGAGAUGAGGAGGAUUAUUGACGCUGCAAAACCUGCGGGCAAUCGGUAUGGGCCGGAGCACCAGGCUUUGGUGGGGCAUUGA
This is a messenger RNA of Aspergillus nidulans FGSC A4, 978 nucleotides long. RefSeq names its product putative aldo-keto reductase (YakC). The record is from RefSeq and is a predicted model, not a curated record. Bases 1 to 978 code for a protein of 325 amino acids. The transcript has 4 exons. Lineage: Eukaryota; Fungi; Ascomycota; Eurotiomycetes; Eurotiales; Aspergillaceae.